Arachis ipaensis is the source of this 2159-nucleotide messenger RNA. The record is from RefSeq and is a predicted model, not a curated record. Lineage: Eukaryota; Viridiplantae; Streptophyta; Magnoliopsida; Fabales; Fabaceae.
AUGGCUCCAAUAGUUGCUGUCCCCAUCCCGAGCGAGUUAAGCGGGUUCUCUCGUAUAGCUCGGUGGUGGACGCACACCCCUUCGGUUGCCUUCGUCGCCGACAAUAGCUGGAAGGCGUUAACCGAACCCCAUGGAUUGGGUGUGCAACAAUUGGGGGUUUUGGUCGAAGGUGUUCCCGGCGUCUAUCGUUUGGGGAGCGGCCAGGCGACCGCAUCGCCGAGCCACCGAACAAAUCUUUUCUUCGGGUUCCCCGUUCCAGCUCGAGAUGCUCAGCCUCGUGUGCCAGGAAAAGUGCACCUACGCAGGGGGAGGACGAUCCUGUCGCCUCCGCGGCAAGUUGCGGGUCCUCCUACGGAGCUCCGACUCAUACUGUCUGACGCCGUUUCCCGCCAUGCUGCGGUGGUUUCGGAGAUAAGGGAUGCAAUCAAGUUGCUUACCGGGCAGAGGGCGCAUGUGUUGGCUGGUGAGCCUACUAAAGGGCGUUGCGGGGAAUGCGAAUGCUGCCGAAGGACCCCCGCGAUCAAAGUACCGAAAAGGAAUCACGCACCAAAGAAAACAAGCAAGACUUGCCGGCAGGGAAACAUUAUCACAGGCCCGGAGCCGAAAAAAGGUCCCGUCAUUGACACUAACUUUACCGUGGAUCACAUUCCCUUUACCACCAAGAGAUCAAAAAAACAAAUGAGGAAACCAUGCAAAGGUCGGAAGGAACCACGGUUCGGCUGCACCCUGACCGUUGUCUCGUUCCAAUACAUUUUUAUUGAGCUAUUUUCAUCUGCCGGUUAUCUGCAAACCCAUUCGAUGAAUGUGUUCCAGGUGGAUCUUACUUCGGAUGACGGCGUGGGCAAGAGUCGAGGGCGCAUAACUCCAAAACCUGCAGUGGAGGCCACGAGCCCUCCUGGCCGGCAGAAGCGCGAUGUCCAUCCUUUAGAUUCUACUGGAGUCGUCAACUUAAGCGGACAACAUAGUAUACAUGUGGAGGCCAUUCCAAAGUCCAUGAACUUGGUCUUCCGUCCGACGGAAGAAAUGAACUUGUCUUUAGUGGACUUGGCAGUCGCCGCUUACAUUUUCAACCAAGAUCUUUCAGAGAGUGAGGUUCUGGUCGACGUCGGCGACUGCUUUGCAAGUAGAGGAGCACUGAUGACUCUUGCCCCGAAACGUGAGGUUGUUGACGACGUGCUAAAUGCUGUGGUGCGCAUGCUGACGAAUGGGUCGAAGCGCAGUUGUUGGUUCCUUCCCACGAUUAUCAUGCAAGCUGCACUUUGCGGCCGGUCGCUGACAUCGGCGAACAUGACGUCGAUACGCAACAACUACAUGCGUAGCAAGGUUGACCAGACCACCAGGAUUUAUCAGCCUAUGUGGAGUGACCAACACUGGUACCUGAUGAUAGUGGACAUCCCGCGGAUGAAGCUGGUCUACCUGGACUCACUUCGAGACCCACGUGAAGCGGAUGCUAGGAAGACGGCAAUUAUUCGGGUGGCACUUUACCUGGAGGGUGUGACGCUUGGAAAAUCCUGGCUAUCGGGACCUGAGGCGAUGCGUCCCAGGUUCUCAACGUUCGAGUUCGAGGAGCCGGAGGUGCCUCAACAGCAGGGGGACUCCAUGGACUGUGGUGUGUGGGUCGCCCAGUGGAUGAUUCGAGAGCACUUGUGGCAAGAUUACGGGGUACAGCAUGUCUACAAUGCGACUCGGAUGCGCUUGGCGGUGGAUUUGGUGAUGAAGUCCCACAACAAACUGGCAGAAGACGCUGUCUCCAAAGCAUUUCGACAUUGGAAACAGAAACUUGUGUAGCAUUGGGUUCAUUUUGGUUGGAACGGUUGCGCGUGGUAUAUAUUUUGGCGCUGCUUGGUAUAUAUUUUGUGUCACUACCUUAUGGGAAGGAACCUUUUUUUUGCAUGCCAGGGUGAAAUUUACCUAUAUGCUUGUUUUGAUUAUGUAAUUUUUAAAGGAUAUACUUUGAAUCUUUACUGGAACCGGUAUCCUUUUGGAUGUACAUGGAACCCACCAGAGGUCCCGGAAUUCGUAGUAUAGGUUACUGCAAACUAACAAGGUUUUAAGGUUCUUAUUUAUCUGCAUAGGACAUGUGUAACACAACCCAUGUUCCUCCAUCUUGUACACUCUUGGGGUCUGAUUCAAGUUAACGGGGAUAUAGUUGCUCUUCA